UGCUUUUACUCGAUUUAUACAUCAUCCAGUCCACUCGGCGGCGACAGAGGCGGGCCAGUCUCCUCUCCCCUCCAGUGACAAGAGAAGAGCGACUAUCGAGUCAACAUGGCUGCGGCUCUUGUUCGGUGUGUCCGCGGAAGUCUCGGACGGAAUUUGUCCAUUGCAAGAUCUUCAUGUCUCCUGAAGCAGAGCAGAUUGCAGAGUUCCACCACUGAAACAAAACCAACUGUGCGGCCUAAGGAUGCAGUCACCCACAAUCAGCUGACAGCGUUUGGGGAGUAUGUGGCUGAGAUGAUGCCCAAAUACAUCCAGCAGGUUCAGGUGACAUGUUAUAAUGAGCUGGAGGUGAUGAUCCACCCUGACGGCGUGAUCCCCAUGCUGACUUUCCUGAGGGACCACACCAACGCUCAGUUCAGAAACAUGGUCGACCUAACAGCUGUCGACAUUCCUUCACGGCAGAACCGCUUUGAGAUUGUGUACAACUUGCUGUCACUGCGCUACAACUCCCGUAUUCGAGUUAAAACGUACACGGAUGAACUCACACCUUUGGACUCUGCUGUUCCCGUCCACAUGGUUGCCAACUGGUACGAGAGGGAGGUUUGGGACAUGUAUGGUGUGUUUUUUGGCAACCACCCUGACCUGCGACGCAUUCUGACCGACUACGGCUUUGAGGGUCAUCCCUUCAGGAAAGACUUCCCUCUGUCAGGAUAUGUUGAGGUGCGUUACGACGACGAACUGAAGCGUGUGGUAGCGGAGCCGGUGGAGCUGACACAGGAGUUUCGCAAGUUUGACUUGAACACACCGUGGGAGGUGUUCCCCGCUCACCGAGAGGCCAAGGAGGCUCCGCCCAUACUGGAAGCUGGAGCCGAAGCUUCUGAGAAGAAGUGAUCCCAACCCUCCCUCCCCACACCUCUUUAGUGUAUACAAAUACCCUCAUCAAGUUGGGUUUUCGACCCUUGUUAAACCCACAGAAAUAUUUAUGUAAAUAAAAGUGCUUAAUACAGAAAAAAUAA
This is a messenger RNA of Hippocampus zosterae (dwarf seahorse), 1013 nucleotides long. RefSeq names its product NADH:ubiquinone oxidoreductase core subunit S3 (gene ndufs3). The transcript has 7 exons. Gene Ontology annotation, molecular function: NADH dehydrogenase (ubiquinone) activity. The record is from RefSeq and is a predicted model, not a curated record. The coding region runs from base 106 to 888 and encodes 260 amino acids. NCBI's taxonomy places the organism in Eukaryota, Metazoa, Chordata, Actinopteri, Syngnathiformes, Syngnathidae.